Paramecium primaurelia is the source of this 1515-nucleotide messenger RNA. NCBI's taxonomy places the organism in Eukaryota, Ciliophora, Oligohymenophorea, Peniculida, Parameciidae. The record is from the annotation of a GenBank genome assembly.
AUGAUUUAAAACAAUUUUCAAAAAUCUUAACCAUUUCAAAUACUCAAUUAUAAUAAAAUCAUUCAAAAAAAUAUCAAUCCUGUCAUUGAAGCCUAAAAACUAUAAUGUAAAUAAAUUGAAACUAAUCUAAUUUAACUAAAAGAAAAUAAAAUUAAAAUUAUUAAAUCCCCUCCUAAAACAGAACGUAAUUUAAGAUCUCCUUAAUUAUCUAGAUAAUCAUCAAAUACAAAAAUUAAAAUAGAAAAUCAAACUACAAAACGACCUCCUUAAUUAAAAUCUAGAUAAGUAUCAUUAGGUAAUAUUAAAUUAACAAAGUCUUGUUAAAAUACUGCUAGAAAUAAUCUUUAAUAAAAUGAAUUAUUAUUAGAAUUAACUAAAAAAAGUAUUUUCAACUAAAAUUGCAUUUAAUAAUAAUUUAUUAACCAAAAAGAAAACAAUUCCUUAAUAAGCUAAUAAUUUUUUUGUUAAAGGUAAGAACUAAUUUUUAAUUUAAUAUCAAAAAUGUGGAAGAAAUUAAAAGUUUAACUAUUCGACACAAGACUCCAAGUUAAUUAAUAAAAUCACAUUAAGGAACUUGAAAAUAUAAAAAGAAAUAAUAAUGAACUUUAACUAAUAGUUGUAUAUUCAUUUGUUUUAUUUAAAUUAAAUAUUCUAAGUUUAAGGAUGUUUUUUAUGUUGAUAUAAUUAAUUUUAAUUUUGUAGCUGUUAUGAACAAUCAAUAAAUUCAAAGUCCUCAAAUUUUCAAUACUCACUAUUUAAGAACAGAUUAUAAGGGAAAAACAUAACCUUUAAUUGUCAAUUUAAAUCAAUCUAGAUAAAGUUCAAAGGCACUUUCUGUGGAUAGGGGUAUACGAUUCAUAAAAAUUAGCCUUUUUUAGUAAAACUUAAGUAAGCAAAUGAGAAUGUGGAGCAACUUAUAGAUCUAUGGCAAAGACAUAAAUCGAUAACACAAUGCACUCCAACUCAUAUAUCAUAAUCAUUUCAUUAUCAUUUUACUACAUAGAAAAAUGAGAGUUUUGUGAUUGGUAAAUAUUUAUAUAUUUAAAUAUUAGAGGAAAUACCAGAAACAAGAGAAGUAAGUCCAUUGAAACCAGAAGAAAUAAUAAUAAAACCAAGAUAAUUAUUUGAGAUCAAUUAAUCAACAUCUAAGUUACCUUCAACUAAUCAAUAAUACUAAACUCACAAGAAAACAAGUUCUUUAUAUGUUGGUGCUUUAUCAAGUAGAAAUAUAUAUCAAUUAAAUAUUUAGAGAGUGAUGCUUUUUCAGGUACUAAAAAAGUAGCUAAAGAAAAUAUGAAAAUAUCAAAUAAUGGAGUAUCUAGCAAUAAAAAAUCAUAAUUUAAUUCAUCUUCUAAAAAAUUACCUAAAGAACUUUCAUCUAUAAUUUUAUCAUUAUAAUCUAUUUAAAAGUCUUUAAUACCUUAUUAUUAAAAAUAAGAUAAAGGUAAGAAAACAGAAAUAGAUGAAUAAUUUAAUAUUUUAAUAAAUCAAAUAAAGAGCGAUUUCACAAAAUGA